AUGGAGCUAAUAGCCAUGUCAAUGUUGUUGGUGCUCAUAUCAGCAAUUCUACUUUCAGCCUUCUUCUUGCUGCAUACAUGGAAUUCUCCCAAAGCAAUGGGUGGUAUCCCUGGUACCCUUGGUUGGCCUAUAGUAGGUGAAAGCUUUUCGUUCCUGUCCGACUUUUCGAGUCCUUAUGGUAUUUGCAGCUUCAUGAACAAGAGACAGCAGAGGUAUGGGAAGGUGUUCAAGAGCUAUAUAUUGGGGAGAUUUACUGUGUUCAUGACUGGGAGAGAAGCAAGCAAGAUUUUGUUGACAGGCAAAGAUGGGGUGGUGAGUUUGAACCUCUUCUAUACUGGGAAGCAGGUGCUUGGUCCAACCAGCUUGCUCCAACAGACCGGAGAAGCACACAAGCGGCUGCGAAGGCUCAUUGCUGAGCCCCUCUCACUUGAUGGCCUCAAAAGAUAUUUCCAGUUUAUGAACAACUUGGCUAUUGAAACCUUAGAUCAGUGGCCUGGACAAACGGUCUUCGUUCUUGAAGAGGCAUCUACAUUUACACUCAAGGUGAUCGGGAACAUGAUCAUGAGCUUAGAGCCCACAGGUGAGGAGCAAGAGAAAUUUCGAGCCAAUUUCAAGAUCAUUUCUUCCUCAUUUGCCUCCUUGCCAUUCAAAAUCCCUGGAACUGCUUUCCAUCGCGGUAUUAAGGCUCGUGAUAGGAUGUAUGCCAUGUUAGACUCGAUAAUUUCCAAGCGAAGAAAUGGAGAAAGUUUUCAACAAGACUUCUUAGAAUCCCUGAUAAAGAAGCACAGCAAAGGUGCCUCGGAAGAAGAAGAAGACGUAGACGAUGAUAAACUCACAGAUACACAAUUGAAGGACAACAUAUUAACUUUGCUAGUUGCAGGUCAUGAUACCACAACUGCAGCUCUCACAUGGCUCAUCAAGUUCCUCGAAGAAAAUCCUGCUGUAUUGGAACGUCUCAGAGAAGAACAUAAGGAAAUUCAAGCUAACAGAAAGGGUGGAUCAAGCCUAGUCUGGUCUGAAGUCAACAACAUGCCGUAUACCAAUAAAGUGAUUAUGGAAACUCUUCGGAGAGCCACAAUUCUGCCUUGGAAUUCCAGAAAAGCAGCCCAGGACUUUGAAAUUGAUGGUUACAAAAUCAAGAAAGGUUGGUCAAUUAACUUGGAUGUAGUUUCAAUUCACAAUGACCCAGAAGUUUUUCCUGAUCCCCAGAAGUUUGAUCCCUCCAGAUUUGAUGAACCCUUAAGGCCUUUCAGUUUUCUUGGGUUUGGCAGCGGACCACGAAUGUGUCCAGGAAUCAACCUGGCCAAGCUGGAGAUUUGUGUUUUCAUUCAUCACCUGGUUUGCAGAUACAGGUGGAAAACUUUGGAGAAAGAUGACUCUGUCCAGCCAACUCUUGUUCGGAUGCCAAAAAACAAGUAUCCAAUCGUAAUUGAGCCGCUGUAG
Molecule: messenger RNA, 1443 nt
Organism: Cornus florida
Lineage: Eukaryota; Viridiplantae; Streptophyta; Magnoliopsida; Cornales; Cornaceae
Product: abscisic acid 8'-hydroxylase 3-like
Exons: 9
Coding region: 1-1443 (480 amino acids)
Biological process (GO): brassinosteroid homeostasis; brassinosteroid biosynthetic process; multicellular organism development
Molecular function (GO): monooxygenase activity; iron ion binding; oxidoreductase activity, acting on paired donors, with incorporation or reduction of molecular oxygen
Source: RefSeq, a predicted model, not a curated record